GUUCGGCUGAGAGUUACCUGAAUGAAUGCCUGUCGUCCUGUACCACAGUGUACGGACCAGACCAUAAAAAAACUUUGGAAGUUCAAGAUGAACUGGCUCGGUUGCUUAUACGAACUGAAAGGGAAACAGAUGCUUUAGAAAUGCUACGAUCUUCUUUACCACUGAAGAAUGAAGUUUACGGAGAAUAUUCAGAAAAUGUUGCUGAUACUCAUAAACUUAUAGCUUCAGUACACCUUGCGCAGGGAAAUAUUGAAAAAGCUCUCAGAGCAUAUAAAAAGUGCCUCAACAUUGAAACACUGGUUUUGGGUAAAAAUCAUAAGAAGACAAAAGAUAGUGAAAGAACGAUUGACAUUCUCAUGGCGAGUCCAGGACUGUCCAAAAAGUUUGUUUUGAAUAAAGAGGAUGAGUUAAAGAAGCGACCAAGGUUCAACAAUUUUUCAAAGUCUGCAAGAUAAUGUAAGAACUUCCAGGAAUCAAUUACAGCAUCGACUAUGUAAUUUAGAACUAGUUUGAAAGAUGUACAGUGCAUGGAAUAAUUUGUUUAAAAAUUGGAAAAUAAAGGAGGUAUCUGAUGAAGCAUAUGUAACAAAGACAGUAUUUCAGAAAUAUAAUUCUAAUAUGUUUGUUUCUGUUAAAACACGCUUGUACUAAAAUGACGUCAUGUUAACGUGGGACAGCGUCAGUGUUUUUGUUGCAACCAAGAAAGAGAGCUACUAUAUGUACUGUUUUAUAUUAAGGGAACAUUAGUAUCAGAAUAAUACCCCCUUUAGAAAUUAUUACAUGGACGUAUAACCUCUUUCCGUGUAUUAUUUAUGUUAAAACACGUUUUUUCUAUACACCAUUUCUUAACUUAUACCAGUAAUGAAACAAAUUAUAGGAUAGAUAAUUGGUAUGUACUAAUUUUGGUAUUAGUACCUAGUAGCUGACACUUUUGCAAAUUUAUCAUUGUGUAUUAAACUUAAAAAUGACAGGUAUUGGCAAAUAUACUGUCAGUCUGUUAUUUGUCAAGAGGAGAGAUGGCAGUCCCACUGAAAAACUAAAAAAAUCUUGUUAAAUGCACCUAAAUAUUUAAUGGCACCUGUUGCGUUUCCAGGUGGGCAUCAUUUUUAACGAUACUGAAUAUAAAAAUACAGCAAGAAACAAUUUUGUGAACUUUUUUUAUUAGACCUGAGCAAUACUUGAAGAAAUUAUUUACAUUCUUAUGGUUGUUAUCAUUUAGCAUUGGUAAUAGUGUAGUGAUGUAAAUUUACAGAUAGUAUAUUUAUGUAUGUAAAUGGUUGUAGAAUUCACAUAAAGCAGUUCAUGUUUAUGGUACAAAUUGUUUUGUAGGUGAAUUCUUGUUCAGGAACAGUUAUGACAUGAACUUCAUUCUUUUUGUUAUGUAAAUAUAUACUUUUUUGUAUUUGUACAGUCAAAUGUACUGUAAAAUAAGAAAAUUUAAUUUUGCAACAAGUACAUUUUGUAGAGAAAUAAAGUAAUUAUGCUGAAA
Messenger RNA from Mercenaria mercenaria, 1489 nucleotides. Its product is annotated as tetratricopeptide repeat protein 23-like. NCBI's taxonomy places the organism in Eukaryota, Metazoa, Mollusca, Bivalvia, Venerida, Veneridae. Gene Ontology annotation, molecular function: protein binding. The record is from RefSeq and is a predicted model, not a curated record.